Molecule: messenger RNA, 756 nt
Organism: Aspergillus steynii IBT 23096
Lineage: Eukaryota; Fungi; Ascomycota; Eurotiomycetes; Eurotiales; Aspergillaceae
Exons: 2
Coding region: 53-601 (182 amino acids)
Cellular component (GO): mitochondrion
Molecular function (GO): carbon-nitrogen ligase activity, with glutamine as amido-N-donor
Source: RefSeq, a predicted model, not a curated record
UUUAUACCCUUGGACUAUUGUCUUUUCCUCCCUCUGCUUCAUUCUCACCAUCAUGUUCCGUUCUCUACGUCUCGCCCCCCGCCUCCCUCUCCGCUCCGUGCGAUGGAACUCGACCGCCAGUCCGGCAUCGCCGCCUCUGAUGGGCAAGAUCCGCACCGAUCUCAAGGUUGCCAUGCGAGCCAAGGAUAAGGAUAGGUUGAAUGUUCUGCGCGCCCUCAUCUCCGAAACCAACAAUUCGGUCCGAACGGCGUCGCCCAUCCAAACCGACCUGCAGCUCUUGUCGCUGAUUCGGAAGCGCGCCGCCAAUGCGAAGGAGGCCUCGAAACAAUUCGCCGAAGCCGAGCGACCCGAUCUCCAGGAGAACGAGGACAAGCAGGUCGCCAUCCUGGAGGAAUAUGCCGGACAGGUGGAGACCAUGAGCCUCGACGAUGUCAAGCAAAUCGUCUCGCAGGAGAUCGCCAAGCUGCAGGAGGGAGGCAACAAGACGAAUGUUGGCCUGGUGCUGAAGGCUCUCUUCGCCCCGGGAGGUGCCCUGGAUGGCAAGCCCGCCGAGAGGUCAGAGGUUGCCAGGAUCGCUAAGGAGCUUGUCGCAGCUGCUUAGGACAUCCGGGCGAGAAAAAAAAUGUAUAUUAUCCACUUGUACUAUGUCAAUUGAUAUCCACUCUGCAUCUAGAGAUUUGCUGCGGGAUGAAUCAGACCCAGCGAGCUUCCAUUACGGGAAAUGAGAAGAGACGAACGAUAACGCCCAAAUAUUGC